GAGAAGAAGGAGGCGCUGCGACAAGCGCUCAUAACGGUGCUCACAGCCAAGUAUACGGGCCACUGGCACCCAGAGCGCACGACGCAGGGCAGCGGGUUCCGGUCUAUCAGCAACUGGAAGCAGCUGGAUGGGGUGUUUGUGUCUGCGGCCGCUUUGGCCGGGGUGCCGCUGGCGGUGCUGGAGCGGCUGCUGCCGCGGGACGUGGUAGUGUGGUGCGACCCGUACAACGUGACGUACCGGCUGGGGGACCACGGCACGGUAUACACAGUGUAUGAGGACAAG
This is a messenger RNA of Linderina pennispora, 282 nucleotides long. RefSeq lists its product as uncharacterized. The transcript has a single exon. Gene Ontology annotation, cellular component: nucleus; cytoplasm. The record is from RefSeq and is a predicted model, not a curated record. NCBI's taxonomy places the organism in Eukaryota, Fungi, Kickxellomycota, Kickxellomycetes, Kickxellales, Kickxellaceae. Gene Ontology annotation, biological process: negative regulation of mitotic cell cycle; negative regulation of cell population proliferation. The annotation marks the transcript as partial.